Messenger RNA from Emys orbicularis (European pond turtle), 3306 nucleotides. RefSeq names its product rho GTPase-activating protein 7-like. The coding region runs from base 1 to 3306 and encodes 1101 amino acids. The record is from RefSeq and is a predicted model, not a curated record. The transcript has 14 exons. Lineage: Eukaryota; Metazoa; Chordata; Testudines; Emydidae. Gene Ontology annotation, biological process: actin cytoskeleton organization; regulation of Rho protein signal transduction; signal transduction. Gene Ontology annotation, molecular function: GTPase activator activity; protein binding; lipid binding.
AUGGCAUAUCCAGAAAAAUCUCGUUUGAGGAGAUCCUUCAGUGAGCAUAUCAAGGACUCAACCAACAAAGCAUGGGAUGUAUUCUGGAAGAGCGCGAGAGAAAAACGCUUAUCAGAAAUUGAAGCCAAAGAAGCCUGUGACUGGCUGAGGGCUGCUGGUUUCCCCCAAUAUGCUCAGUUAUUUGAAGACAUGCAGUUUCCUAUCGACAUCAAAACUGUGAGGAAAGAUCAUGAAUUUUUAGAUCGAGAUGCUAUUGAUUCUCUGUACAGACGGUUAAAUACACUGAACAAGUGUGCAGCAAUGAAAGUGGAAAUAAGUCGUCAGAGAAAACGGAGUGAUGAAUCUGAAGACGAUGAACCUUGUGCAAUAAGUAACAAAUGGGCUUAUGAGAGGUGCAGCCAGAGAUGGUCUCGCCUGGAGAGCAUAGAAGGUUUCCCUGAAAAAGAGUCUAGUGCAUCAGUCCCAGACAGUCCAAGACUUAAGAGCACUGGUAGUGAGGAGAUAUCCUUUUCAGACCAAGGAGAGAAGCAUGAUGUGUCUUCAAUUCACAGUACUAGCAGUGGGGACAGUGACAUUAUCAGCUUCCCUAAGACUUUUGAGGAUGUUGAGACCAGCACUAGUUCUUCAAGGUGUUCAUCAAGUAAACUGGCCUCUCCUGACUCUACUUUUAGUUGUUCUCCUUCUCCUAGUGAGUUCUUAAAUAUCAUCAGCGAGGAGAAGCUUUUGGAUAAGCCACCACAAAAAAAGGGGAAGAGCUUUCUAAAGAAAAUGGAGAAACUGCGCAUAAGGAGUUCCAGUGUAAAGAGAGCUGCUCAGUCAAAGGCCAAACCCACUAUUGGUGAACCUGUUCUUCUGGAGGGACUGGACGAAGAGAAGCUGAAGAACCUUAAUUCUGUAGAUAUUUGUGACCUAUCUGACAGCCAGAUGAAAAAGAAUUCUUCCUAUUCUCCCCACACUUGCAGCAGCAGCAGCAGCCAGUCUGAAACCAGCAGCACAGUGAGCACUCCGAGUCCUGUUAUCAAAGUCAGGAGCUACGUUAAACGGGGAGGCGUGUAUGCGGAGGACUCUGACUCCAGCAAGCUCUCUCUGUGGAACGAUGUAUCUGAGCAAAACUUCAAAAAUGAAAUCAAUUUGCAUGCGAACCAAAUGUUUCACGUACCACAAGGCCAUAAGCCUGGGACUUUCCCCAAAGCACUUACAAACAGUUUCUUAUCUCCAACAGACAACACUUCUGUGAACUGGAGAACUGGAAGCUUUCAUGGAUGUAGGCGGAACAGAAUUAGAACUAGUUCUAAAGAAUCUGAGACCCCUCUGAGUCCUCUAUCGUUUAUAGAUAACAGGAUGAGUAUCUAUGACAAUGUGCCCAGCAUUCCUGUUCAUCUUCAUAAGAUGGAGACGCCGGAAAUUAGUGACGACGAUGUUUUUUCAGAACUAGACAAUGUUAUGGAACAUGUCAAUGGGCUCAGAAAGUUGGUCAAUCAGUGGACUGAGAAGUUCUCAGAUGAUGGAGACUCUGAUUUUGCGAAUGACUCAACCUCUCCGUGUCCAUCUUCCCCUAAAGAAAUCCACCUUGAGAUAAAAAAGCAUUCAGCGGAGAAAUUGGCAGAUCUACCAGCUGCUGAUGGAAAACAGAACUGCAAGCAUGGCAAUGACCUUGAUUCCCCAGAACUGGCAUAUAUAACCGAUUCAGAGAUGGGAUCAUCAUUAUCACAUUCCAACAGACAUGAGAGGCGACACUGGUCUGCAGAGGAGACUGUAAACUUGGAAAGCCUUUCUGUACAAAUUGAUAACCAGUCAGCAGCCCACCUAAACCGAAUACAGAAACUGGCUUUGUUGAAACUCACUGCUUUAAUGGACAAAUACUCUCCUUCCAGUAAACAGGGCUGGAACUGGACCGUUCCGAAGUUCAUUAGAAAAAUCAAAGCCCCUGACUAUAAGGACAAAAAUGUAUUUGGGGUCCCAUUACUGCUAAAUGUUCAGCGAACAAGCCAUCCACUUCCAAAGAGCAUUAUCCAGGCCAUGGAGUACUUAAGAAGCCACUUUCUUGACCAGGUUGGCCUGUUCAGAAAAUCAGGCGUUAAAUCUAGGAUCCUUUCUUUAAGGGAAAUGAAUGAAAAUGACCCAAACAAUGUAACGUAUGAAGGGCAAUCGGCGUUUGAUGUGGCAGAUAUGGUAAAGCAGUAUUUCCGAGAUCUUCCUGAGCCUAUAUUCACUAGCAAGCUUUGUGAAUCCUUCCUCCACAUCUAUCAGUAUUUGCCAAAGGAUCAACAGUUUCAUGCAGUCCAGGCUGCCAUUCUUCUGCUCCCAGACGAAAAUCGGGAAGCUCUGAAAAUUCUUCUCUUCUUUCUCCGAGAUGUAGUUGCUUUUGUUGAGGAAAACCAGAUGACUCCGACCAACAUUGCAGUCUGUCUCGCGCCAUCCUUGUUUCAUCUCAAUACUUUAAGGCGAGAGAGUUCAUCAUCAUCUAGGUCCAGCCAGAGGAAGUACAGCCUGGGAAAACCAGACCAGAGAGAUUUGAACGAAAAUCUGGCAGCCACCCAAGGCCUGGCCCACAUGAUCAUGGAGUGCAACAGACUCUUCCAGAUGCCCGACUAUUGCCUGGAUCAGUGUUGUGAUGACUUAUGUGAACAGAAUGGCCUGAGUGAAAAGGCUUCUAAUCAGACCGCCUCAAUGAGGCACUCCAUGCUGGUUUCCCUUGAGAACUCCAUGCAGGACUUACUGCGAGAUGCCAAGGAAAAGUUCAAGAGCUGGGUUACUUCUUCAAACUUGGAACGUGUGGAAUUGGCAAAUAAAAAGGUGGAAGAUAACUACCACGUCCGGUUAUGGAAGGCAUCUACUGAAAUCAAUGCCGCUCCUAAAGUAAUCCUUCAACGCAUACUGACAGAGCAGCAUCUGUGGGACCCAAGUCUGCAGCAGGCUAAAAUCCUAGAGACCUGGGAUGAUGAAACAGAUGUUUAUCACUAUACAACAGAAAGCAUGUCACCCCUCCUGCCGCGGGAUUAUGUGGUUUUGAGGACUUGGAGGACUGAUCCCCAAAGUGGCACCUGUAUUUUGGCAGCUACCUCAGUUGACAGUGAAGGAGCUACUCUGCAUGGGAUUUUGGCCCAUGUCCUUUUGUGUCAGUAUCUCAUAGAACCAGUUGGCUCCCAGAAAUCCAAAGUGACUCACGUCUGCCGGACAGACACGAGGGGACGAACAACAGAAUGGUACAACAGAGUUUUUGGUCAUAUGUGUGCUGCAGAACUGAUGAGGAUAAAAGACUCCUUCAAACCUCUCAGGAACGACACAAAGGAAAUGAAAAUCUAA